UGGGGGUUCAUUUUCUUCCUUCUUUCCUUAAACCCUCUCUCUCUCUCGCAUACGCAUGGCUUCUGAAAGGGUAAGCUCCGAAACAGUGGCGAAAGCCGUUGAUUCUCUCCUGAAAUGGAGGAACUCACAAUCCGAAACCCAAAAGCCGAAGCUGUUCGACGAAGACGAGGAAUUCGUGUAUCUGAUUCUCACUCUCAAAAAGAUUCCCCAAAAGGGUCGAGUUAACCCUUACAAGAUCCCUCUCCCUCACUCCCUCCUCUCUCCAUUCUCCGAGCAGUGCUUGAUCAUCGACGACAGGCCCAAGGCCCAACUCACCAAAGCCCAAGCCCAGAACAAGAUCCAGUCCGGGAGCAUCCCUAUCUCGAAGGUUCUGAAGCUCACGAAGCUCGCCUCCGAUUACCGUCCCUUCGAGGCGAAGAGGAAGCUAUGCAAUUCUUACGACCUGUUUUUCGCUGACAAGAGGGUUGUUCCUUUGCUUCCGAGGUUGUUGGGGAAACAGUUCUUCAAGAAGAAGAAGGUUCCUGUUGCUUUGGAUUUGAAGAAGAGUAAUUGGAAGGAGCAGGUUCAGAAGGCUUGUUCUUCGGGGCUGUUGUCUCUGAGUACUGGGACUUGUAGUGUUGUUAGGGUUGCCAAGUUGAGUAUGGAGAGGGAUGAUAUCGUAUCCAAUGUUGUUGCUGCCAUUGAUGGGAUAACUGAGGUUGUUCCUAUAAAAUGGUCUAAUGUGAGGUCCUUUCAUGUCAAGUUGUUAGAAUCCCUCGCCUUGCCCGUUUAUCAGACGGUUCCUGAUGUGAAGUUGAAGAUUGUGGGAAUUAAGGAGAAUGAGAGGAAAGAGAAAGAGGAAGAGGAAGAGGAGGAGGAAGCGGGUGAGGAGAAAGUGGGAAAGAAGAAGGGUAGGAUUCAUCAAGUUAAGUACAUGGAUGAUAAAGUUGGUGAGGAUCUCAUUAAAGAUGAUGAUGAUGAUGAUGAUGUUGUUGUGGAAGAAGAUUCUGAGAAUGAUGAAAAGGGUAAUGGAGAAUUAGUGAAUAAGAAGAGGAAGAAAGGAGUUAAAGUGAUGAAGGGGGUUCUAAAUGAGUUGACUAGUGUCAAACGGUUGAAAAAAUCUGCUAAGGAAGGUGGCAAACAGAAGAAGGAGAGUUUGAUGAAGAAAAUUGAAGAUAAAUUAUCUAUUGAUGAUCUGGAGUCGGGCAACAAGAAGAAGAACAAGAAGAGAGUGGAUGUUGAAGUAAAGGCUAAGAGAAGUAAGAGGGUUUUGUGAGCUGAUUGUUGAUGUAAUAGAGUAUUUGUUGUUAGAAUUCACUGCUUGAUGUAGCUCUCCGCAAUCCUGUGUUGUUUUGCUUUGUUGAGUCCUCUGGCAGAUUUUGUUUUUGAGCGAGCUUAUUAUUAUAUUAUGGCAUUUGUUGUGUUCUGUUCUUUGGAAUUUUGUCAUUUGCUAAUUCAAAUUUCCUGUACUCUAGCUUAUUAGAGUGGUUCUCAACGGGGAAAAUCAAAAUGUUGUUUCUCAUUUCAGGAUGAUCUGAAGUUAUUUAGAUAUAGCAUGUUGUCAGAAACUGACUUAGAAAUGGUGAGAUGAGAGUUGUUGCUUGACUUUAAGCGAAAGUUUCAUCAAGGAAACGAUAGGAGCAUGCCCAGAACAAAUUAUACUUUCAGUGAUUGUGCUUCUUUCUUUUGGCAUUAUAGAAU
Messenger RNA from Gastrolobium bilobum, 1680 nucleotides. RefSeq lists its product as uncharacterized. Gene Ontology annotation, cellular component: 90S preribosome. The record is from RefSeq and is a predicted model, not a curated record. Bases 56 to 1255 code for a protein of 399 amino acids. The transcript has a single exon. Lineage: Eukaryota; Viridiplantae; Streptophyta; Magnoliopsida; Fabales; Fabaceae.